Molecule: messenger RNA, 1398 nt
Organism: Trichoderma virens Gv29-8
Lineage: Eukaryota; Fungi; Ascomycota; Sordariomycetes; Hypocreales; Hypocreaceae
Exons: 5
Source: RefSeq, a predicted model, not a curated record
AUGCCUCUUCCAUUUAUCGGCAGGCUGCAUGCCACCGAGUACAUUUCGAUUGUCGUUUCCUUCUUCCUUGUCGGCCUCGAAGCAAUCGUCCGAGUCCUGACACUGGCAUUGCCCUCGUUCCUCGUCACCUUCUUCUACCGAGCUUCGCGACGACUCUUUAACGUAUUUUCUUCGCCGGCGCAGAAGAAAGCGGAGAGCAAGAAGAAAUCUAUUUCUACUUCUGUGCGCGAUGCGUCCGAUUUCGUUGAGCUUUGCCAACUAUGGGGUUACGAAGCGGAAGAGCACAUAGUUCAGACAAAGGAUGGGUUUCUGCUGGGCCUGCACCGCUUGCAGUGGCGAAGAGGCGAGGAGGGCACGAAAGUCAACUGCGGCCGAAACAGCGCCAAGAAGCGCGUUGCUUACCUUCACCACGGCUUGCUGAUGAAUUCUGAAGUCUGGGUCUGCCUGACGGAUGAGCAGAGAUGCUUGCCAUUUGAGCUUGUGGAAAGAGGAUUUGACGUCUGGUUUGGAAACAACCGCGGCAACAAAUACUCUAAGAAAUCUAUUCACAGCUCUCCUACGUCGGUUAAAUUCUGGGACUUUUCCAUCGAUGAGUUUGCCUUCCAUGAUAUCCCGAAUAGCAUCGAGUACAUCCUUGAGACGACCGGCCAGGAGAGCCUUUCAUACAUUGGCUUUUCGCAGGGAACUGCUCAGGCAUUCGCAACCCUGGCCAUCCACCCCAAGUUGAACCAGCAGGUCAAUGUCUUUAUUGCUCUCGCACCUGCCAUGGCCCCCGCUGGACUGUCCAACGGCGUCGUCGACUCCUUGGUCAAGGCCUCACCAUCGGUUCUCUAUCUCAUGUUCGGCAGACGGUCCAUCCUCAGCUCCGCCACCAUGUGGGAGACUCUCCUGUACCCGCCCUUGUUCUGCCGCCUCAUCGACAUGGGUCUGUCGUUCCUCUUUGGAUGGCGCACCAAGAACAUCUCCGCGAGCCAGAAGCUGGCCGCAUACCCCCAUCUGUACUCUUUCACAAGCACCAAGAGUGUCGUCCACUGGUUCCAGAUCAUCCGCAACAAGUGCUUCCAGAUGUACGAUGACGACGUCUACCAGCCUAUGAGCUUGGCUUCGUCGAGCAAGUACUCAAAGGUCGCCAAGUAUCCCACCCGCAACAUCAAGACCCCCGUCGUCCUCGUCUACGGAGGCAGCGACUCCCUUGUCGACAUCAAGUCCAUGCUCAAGGAGCUCCCGCGCCAGACCGUCGCAACAGAGAUCCCGCACUACGAACAUCUCGACUUCCUGUGGGCGCGCGACGUAGACACGCAAGUCUUCCAGCACGUCUUCGACGCCCUAAACAGCUUCACCGACGCGGAGCACACCGAGGAGGAAUACGAUAGGUACCACAUCGUCCGCCAAGAGAGC